Messenger RNA from Drechmeria coniospora, 225 nucleotides. Its product is annotated as conidiation-specific protein 10. The record is from RefSeq and is a predicted model, not a curated record. The transcript has 3 exons. Lineage: Eukaryota; Fungi; Ascomycota; Sordariomycetes; Hypocreales; Ophiocordycipitaceae. The coding region runs from base 1 to 225 and encodes 74 amino acids.
AUGACUGGACGCCAAAACCCAGGAAACGUUUCAAACCGAGCCCAGGAAGAGGUGCAAAACAUGGCCUCCAAGGGCGGCCAGGCUGGUCAUUCCGGAGGCUUUGCCAACAUGGACCCCGACAAGCAGCGCGAAAUUGCCUCCAAGGGAGGUCAGCAUUCGUCUGGUUCCUAUGAGAGCGGUAGCCAGAAGGGUAAGGAGGCCGGUGCCAUGGGCGGUUCGAAGUGA